Messenger RNA from Phanerochaete carnosa HHB-10118-sp, 1734 nucleotides. RefSeq lists its product as uncharacterized. The record is from RefSeq and is a predicted model, not a curated record. Bases 174 to 1613 code for a protein of 479 amino acids. The transcript is spliced from 6 exons. Lineage: Eukaryota; Fungi; Basidiomycota; Agaricomycetes; Polyporales; Phanerochaetaceae.
ACCUUCCUGUCGUGCCUCUGCUCUUCUGUCGUGUAUUGCCUUACGACAAGCCUCACGCCAGUCACGAACACGUUCAACGUUUUAUCCAUUGCCUUCAGAGCCUUCCGGUCUGUCGAAGACACUCGCCAAGCGGCUGAAGACUACUGGCACUUGUAUUUUGGAAGUAGCUCAGCAUGAACUCCGUUAUCAACUCUCGACCAGCGUCGGCACCCUACAUUGCUACAACAUGUUCCCAAUGUCAGACUGCUCUUGAAUUCCCCGCGCCAUCGCCCGCGCCGCGGCAGGGGACAGUCCUCGACGUUCGGUGUUACCAUUGCCAGUGCAUUUUUUCACAUACCUUCUAUCCGUCGCAAGUAAUCGGCGAAACGCCCGGUCAACCUGCCGCGACGAGGUCAAAUUCCAACGCUGGCUCCACCCAGGAUUUUGCCAGGAAGGGCCGGAAGAUUGGCACAGAUGCGAAACCACUGGAGACUGGAUAUUAUGACCUGCUCGGUGUUCCGAUAGACGCGACGACGGAUGAUAUCAAGAGGGCUUACCGACGGCUCGCUAUCAAGUUCCAUCCUGACAAGAACCCAGACGAUCCGCAUGCGGAGGAACGCUUCAAGGAGAUCGCGAUUGCGUACCAGACACUCUCCGAUCCGGCGUUGCGCAAGAAGUACAAUGAAUUUGGCUCGAAGGAGUCGCAACCGGAAGGCGGCUUCGUCGACCCCGAGGAGGUCUUCGGCGCCAUGUUCGGCGGCGAGCGGUUCAUACCCAUCAUAGGCCACAUAAGCCUAGCGAAAGAUAUGAAGGCUGCACUGCAGGAAGCCGACGAGGAGGGCGAGGAGAACAGGCCCGUGCAGAGGGACGCGAAGGGUCGCGAGAUUGUGUCACCAGAAGAGAAGGCGAAACGAGACGAAAAGGCGCGCAAGGUGGCGGCUGAGAAAGCGGCGGUCAGGAAAGAGCGCGUUGACAAGCUCGUGGAGAACCUCGAGCGUAAACUGAGCCUUUUCGCGGAGUCUGCGACAGGUCCGAAUGACCCUGCGGUCACUCAGAGUUAUAAGCAGAUAUGCGCUUUGGAGGCUGAGGAACUCAAGAAAGAGUCAUAUGGCCCCGAGCUUCUGCAGGCCAUCGGCUUCGUAUACAUCGCCAAAUCGAAGCACUUCCUUGCAUCAAGUCAGACUUUGUUCGGCAUAGGUGGUUGGGUACACAACGUGCAAGGCAAAUACCACGUCUUCAGUGAGACUGUGUCAACAUUACGAUCCGCUAUAGAGCUCAAGCAAGUUUUUGAGCAGAUCCAGGCGGCUGAGGCGGCUGGUAAUCUCCCUCCAGACGAGAAGAGGCGUCUUGAAGAGCAAGCAGCUGAGAAGGGUGUGCAGGCAUUGUUCAAGGGCACGAAACUCGAGAUUGAGUCCGUAUUGCGUGAAACGUGCGAUCGCGUUCUCGAGGAUCCAUCCAUUUCCCGCGCGAAGGCAACGCUCCGUGCAGUCGCCAUGCAGAUCCUCGGAGAGGCAUUCAUGAGCGUGAAGAAGGACGCAGACCAAGUCGAGGGCGCGAGCGAAGAGAACGAAUAUGUGCGCGUUGAGACGAAGAGCAGCCGGAAGCGUGACUCACAGCGCUCUGCGAAUGCAUAAGCCUCUUCAUUUCCCGCUGCUUGUCCUGCCAUACCGUCCCUCUACGCAUCUUGGAAAUAUCGCACACAUCACGACCUCUUGCUGCAUAUGCUCUUGCAACCUCUCAUACAUCCAAUGUAUU